Verticillium dahliae VdLs.17 is the source of this 1473-nucleotide messenger RNA. Its product is annotated as unsaturated glucuronyl hydrolase. Gene Ontology annotation, molecular function: chondroitin hydrolase activity. The coding region runs from base 1 to 1473 and encodes 490 amino acids. NCBI's taxonomy places the organism in Eukaryota, Fungi, Ascomycota, Sordariomycetes, Glomerellales, Plectosphaerellaceae. The transcript is spliced from 2 exons. The record is from RefSeq and is a predicted model, not a curated record. Gene Ontology annotation, biological process: polysaccharide catabolic process.
AUGAGUCCAGCCACCAUUGCCACCGCCACGCUACCGGCCCCAGCCGUCCACGCCGUCUACGCCGAGUCUGACAGCACGAUGGAACUUCACACUGAAAGCGAGACGAGCACAUCCAAUAGCGACCACCCUCUGCACGAUGGCAAAGAAAAGAUGGGAAGUCUGGCCAGCCGUCUUCGAGCCCUCUAUGAUGAGAACAUCACAGCCAAGAUUCUGCGAACAGCUCGUGAGGGCCUGACCGGCGCUGAUGCUGGCAAGUACAUUCUUCGGGAGGCCAACUUCUGGACCUGCGGCUUCUUCCCUGGGAGCGUCUACUCGAUAGCUGAGCGCCUGACGAAGUACCCACAGGCGCUCCCUGGUUCCCAUGAGAAGGAGCGUCUGCUGGACGAGCUCUGGACGCUCGGUGCAGCGUGGGCGGAGCCCAUUCACGCCAUGGCCUUGCGUACCGAUACCCAUGACAUGUCAUUCAUGAUUCAACCCUCGAUGCGAGUGCGGUGGGAGGUGGCUCGCGACAAAGAGGCCUUCAAGUCCAUCGUGACAGCGGCUCACUCGCUGUACUCGCGAUACAGCAAUACUGUCGGCGCCAUCCGCUCGUGGGACGUUCUGGCCCAGCACGGGGUCAACAUCACGAGUCAGACAGACGACUUCCUCGUCAUCAUCGACUCCAUGUGCAAUCUUGACCUCCUAUAUUAUGUUGCAUCACACACUGGUGAUGUCGGACUCUGGCACGCUGCCACGAGGCACGCCAAGACUCUCAUCGCAACGAACUUGCGACCCGAGAAGGGAGCAGAAGGGAAGGAGCUUUUCAGUACUGUUCACGUCGUCAACUUUGACCCCAAGACUGGCAACCUGAAAGAGAGACGAACGGGCCAGGGCUUUCACGCGACGUCUACAUGGGCCAGGGGACAAGCAUGGGCUGUGCUGGGCUACGCACAGUCCUUCAUGUGGACGAAGAAUCCGGACUUCUUGCACGUCGCCGUAGGCCUAGCCGAGUACUUCAUCCUCAGGCUCGAGACUUCUUCAGCGCUCGUCGAGGUGCCGGUUCCCGGUGGCGGAGCGAAGGGGCGUUACGUUCCUCUCUGGGACUUUGACGCGCCGAUAGAGAACGAGAAGAAUCCUUUGCGGGACUCUUCUGCUGGCGUCAUUGCCGCCAACGGUAUGCUUGUACUGUCACAGGCACUGGCUUCCGUGGGCAGUGUAGUGGAGAGCAAGAGAUUCCUUGACAUGGCCGUUACAAUAGUCGAGGAUACGUUGGCCUUUUCGCUAGCUCCUGAGCUCGUACGGCUGAACUAUGACGGGCAGGCCAUUGCUGUGGCUGACGUUGCGCCGGGUAAGCGGUUCGAUGCCGUCCUCAAAAAUGCCACGGCGAAUCACAACGCGAAGGACCAUAAACGUUACUGGGACCACGGACUGGUUUAUGGGGAUUACUAUCUAAUCGAAUUCGGAAACAGGCUCUUGAAGAUGGGUUUAGUCUAG